AUGGCAGUAGAUCAAGCUUCGAUUCCAUUCAAUGUCUCUGAACAUUAUCAGGUUUUAGAGGUCAUAGGAGAAGGUGCUUAUGGCGUUGUUGUAGCCGCAACUCACAUAGCAUCAGGAACCAAAGUAGCCAUCAAGAGAAUAACCCCUUUUGAUCAUGCAAUGUUCUGUCAACGAACUCUGCGUGAAAUUAAAUUAUUGAGGCAUUUCAGACACGAAAACAUCAUUGCUAUACUUGAUAUCAUAGCUCCUCCAAGUUAUGAGCAAUUCCACGAAGUCUAUCUUGUGCAGGAACUUAUGGAAACGGAUCUACAUAGAGUGAUUCGAACUCAAGAAUUAUCGGAUGAUCAUUGUCAAUAUUUCAUAUAUCAGACUAUUAGAGGGUUAAAAGCACUUCAUUCAGCCAACGUACUUCACAGAGAUCUGAAACCAUCAAACUUGUUGUUAAACGCAAAUUGUGAUUUGAAGAUAUGCGACUUUGGUCUUGCAAGAUCAGCAGCCAUGCCUCCACCUGAUUCAGGUCCCAACGGAGGAAACGGUUUUAUGACUGAGUAUGUAGCUACAAGGUGGUACAGAGCUCCGGAAGUCAUGCUCUCUUUCCAAGAAUACACAAAAGCCAUUGAUAUCUGGAGUGUAGGAUGUAUCUUGGCUGAAAUGAUCAAUGGAAAACCGUUAUUCCCUGGAAGGGACUAUCAUCAUCAAUUGUCGUUGAUAUUGGAUGUGCUGGGAACACCGACUAUGGACGACUUCAAUGAGAUUACAUCACCUAGAUCAAAAGACUACCUCCGAGCACUUGAUUUCACUCGAAGACAAGAUUUUGCCGUUGUUUGUCCGAAAGCGAAACCCAACGCUCUCGACUUGUUGAGAAAAUGCUUAACGUUUUCACCAAGUAAGAGAAUCACUGUAGAAGAGGCGUUAGAACACCCAUACCUCGAACCCUAUCAUGAUCCUAACGAUGAACCUGGAGCGGAACCUUUAAAACCUGAUUUCUUCAACUUUGAGAAUAGACAAGAUCAAUUAGGGAGGGAAAUGCUAAAACGUCUAAUUUACGCUGAGAUCCAAAAACCUAUUCAUGAUGAGCAAGAGCAAUGA
This is a messenger RNA of Kwoniella shivajii, 1089 nucleotides long. RefSeq names its product mitogen-activated protein kinase CPK1. The transcript has 17 exons. The record is from RefSeq and is a predicted model, not a curated record. The coding region runs from base 1 to 1089 and encodes 362 amino acids. Gene Ontology annotation, cellular component: nucleus; cytoplasm. Gene Ontology annotation, biological process: protein phosphorylation; intracellular signal transduction. Gene Ontology annotation, molecular function: ATP binding; MAP kinase activity. Lineage: Eukaryota; Fungi; Basidiomycota; Tremellomycetes; Tremellales; Cryptococcaceae.